UCAUUUCCAACUUUUCACUUUUCACAACACCAAACAUAUCUAUCCAUACCAUCGUAACAACAGGGUUGUGAUUCUUCUUCACUCCCCUCAACCCUACCCUAGGGUUUUCUUUCCCUUCAUUUCCCUCGUUCAGAAUUAGGGUUUCGAGGUUUCGAAAAUGUCGCAUCUCGGCGGUGGCGCGGAGGCGCACGCGCGGUUCAAGCAGUACGAGUACCGCGCCAACUCCAGCCUCGUCCUCACCACCGACUCUCGCCCCCGCGACACCCACGAACCCACCGGGGAGCCCGAGUCCCUCUGGGGCAAAAUCGACCCCAAAAGCUUCGGAGAUCGCGCCUUCCGCGGCCGCCCCCCUGAGCUCGACGAGAAGGCCGCCGCCGCCGCUCUCAAGAAGAGUAAGAAGAAGAAGGACCGCGACCCUGACGCCGCCGCGUCUUCCCGCCGCGCGAAGCGCCGGCGCUUACAGGAGGAGAGUGUUCUCACUGCCUCUGAUGAGGGGGUUUACCAGCCCAAGACUAAGGAGACCCGUGCCGCGUACGAGGCCAUGUUGAGCGUUAUUCAGCAGCAGCUUGGCGGGCAGCCGCUGAGUAUAGUCAGCGGCGCCGCCGAUGAGAUCCUUGCUGUGUUGAAGAACGAUGUGUUUAAGAAUUCGGAGAAGAAGAAGGAGAUUGAGAAGCUGCUUAAUCAUAUCCCUGACAAUGUUUUUGACCAGAUGGUGUCUAUUGGUAAGCUGAUUACUGAUUUUCAGGAGGCCGGGGAUGCGCCCGCGGCGGCUGAUGGGGAUGGGGGGCUUGAUGAUGAUGUUGGUGUGGCGGUUGAGUUUGAAGAGAAUGAGGAGGAUGAUGAUGAGAGUGAUCUUGAUGUGGUGCAGGAAGAGGAAGAGGAUGAGGAUGAUCUUGCUGAACCGAACGCGUCGUCGGGUAUGCAAAUGGGUGGUGGGAUUGAUGAUGAGGAUAUGGAGGAAGCUAAUGAAGGGAUGAACCUCAAUGUGCAGGAUAUUGAUGCUUAUUGGCUUCAGAGGAAAAUCUCUCAGGCGUUUGAGCAGCAGAUUGACCCGCAGCAAUGCCAGAAGCUUGCUGAGGAAGUGCUUAAGAUUCUGGCUGUGGCUGAUGACAGGGAAGUGGAGAACAAGUUGUUGUUUCACCUGGAGUUUGACAAGUUCAGCCUGAUUAAGUUUCUGUUGCGGAAUAGGCUGAAGAUUGUGUGGUGUACCCGGUUAGCGAGGGCGCAGGAUCAGGAAGAGAGGGAGAAGAUUGAGGAGGAGAUGAAGGGUACGGAGUUGCAGCCAAUUUUGGAGCAGCUGCAUGCUACUAGGGCCUCUGCUAAGGAGAGGCAGAAGAACUUGGAGAAGAGUAUAAGGGAAGAGGCUCGUAGGUUGAAGGAUGAUACUACUGGUACUGGUAAUGGAGAUGGGGAUAGGGACAGGGAGAAGGAUAGAAGUAGGAGUAGGGGAGUUUCUGAGAGAGAUGCAGAGAGUGGGUGGUUGAAGGGUCAGCGCCAGAUGCUUGAUUUUGAUAGCCUUGCAUUUCAUCAAGGUGGGUUCUUGAUGGCUAACAGGUGUGAUCUGCCUGAUGGGUCUUAUAGGCAUCUAAGCAAGGGUUAUGAAGAAAUCCACGUGCCCGCCUUGAAGGCUAAACCCCUUGAUUCUAAUGAGAAGCUUGUAAAAAUAUCUUCUAUACCUGAUUGGGCACAACCCGCCUUUAAAGGAAUGACGCAGCUGAAUAGGGUUCAGAGCAAGGUCUAUGAGACGGCACUCUUCAGGCCUGAUAAUCUUCUGCUUUGUGCUCCAACUGGGGCUGGAAAAACUAAUGUUGCAGUUCUCACGAUGCUUCAGCAAAUUGCGAGGCACAGGAAUCCUGAGGAUGGUUCCAUUGACCACAGUGCUUAUAAGAUUGUUUAUGUUGCGCCUAUGAAAGCUCUCGUGGCUGAGGUUGUAGGGAAUUUGUCCAAUCGUUUGCAGGAAUAUGGUGUUACAGUUAGGGAGCUCAGUGGAGACCAGUCUCUGACCCGUCGGCAAAUAGAAGAGACUCAAAUUAUUGUGACAACUCCUGAGAAGUGGGAUAUUAUCACUCGAAAGUCAGGAGAUCGAACUUACACGCAGCUUGUGAAGCUUCUUAUCAUUGAUGAGAUUCAUCUUCUUCACGAUAACAGAGGGCCUGUUCUUGAAAGUAUUGUUGCUAGAACAGUUAGGCAGAUAGAAACCACGAAGGACUAUAUUCGGUUGGUGGGGUUGUCUGCUACCCUUCCUAAUUAUGAAGAUGUGGCACUGUUUUUGCGUGUUGAUCUUAACAAGGGGUUGUUUUAUUUUGAUAAUAGUUAUAGGCCUGUUCCUCUUUCUCAACAGUAUAUUGGAAUCACAGUUAAGAAGCCGCUUCAGAGGUUCCAGUUGAUGAAUGAUAUCUGUUACGAGAAAGUUUUAGGUGUAGCUGGAAAGCAUCAGGUUCUUAUCUUUGUACAUUCAAGGAAAGAAACUGCUAAAACUGCUAGAGCCAUCAGAGAUACUGCACUUGCAAAUGAUACUCUUGGUAGGUUCCUUAAAGAAGAUAGUGCUAGUCGCGAGAUUCUUCACUCUCAUACUGAACUUGUGAGGAGCAAUGAUCUUAAAGAUCUUCUGCCCUAUGGUUUUGCAAUUCAUCAUGCUGGUAUGAACAGGGCAGAUCGCAAUCUUGUUGAGGAUCUCUUUGCUGAUGGUCAUGUGCAAGUUUUGGUAUCCACUGCGACCCUUGCUUGGGGUGUGAAUCUCCCAGCUCAUACAGUGAUAAUAAAAGGGACACAGAUAUACAAUCCUGAAAAGGGUGCCUGGACUGAACUUAGUCCUCUUGAUGUGAUGCAGAUGUUGGGUCGUGCUGGAAGGCCCCAGUAUGACUCAUAUGGUGAAGGAAUAAUUCUUACUGGCCAUAGUGAGUUGCAGUAUUACCUCUCUCUUAUGAACCAACAACUUCCUAUUGAGAGCCAGUUUGUGUCCAAGCUGGCCGAUCAGCUGAAUGCAGAAAUUGUUCUUGGUACUGUUCAAAAUGCCAGGGAAGCCUGUAAUUGGAUUGGAUACACUUACUUGUAUGUCCGUAUGUUAAGGAAUCCUUCUCUAUAUGGUUUAGCACCAGAUGUCCUGAAGAGAGAUAUAACAUUGGAGGAGAGAAGAGCUGAUUUGAUUCAUACAGCAGCAACCAUAUUAGAUAAAAAUAAUUUGGUGAAGUAUGAUAGGAAGAGCGGAUAUUUUCAGGUCACCGACUUGGGUCGAAUUGCAAGCUACUACUACAUAACGCAUGGAACCAUAUCCACAUAUAAUGAGCACUUAAAGCCUACAAUGGGGGAUAUAGAGCUUUGUCGAUUGUUCUCAUUGAGUGAAGAAUUCAAGUAUGUGACAGUAAGACAGGAUGAGAAGAUGGAGCUAGCAAAGCUUUUGGAACGAGUUCCCAUUCCCAUCAAGGAAAGUCUGGAAGAGCCAAGUGCCAAGAUCAAUGUUUUGCUGCAAGCAUACAUUUCACAAUUAAAGCUUGAAGGGCUAUCACUGACAUCUGAUAUGGUCUUUAUAACUCAGAGUGCUGGACGCCUUUUGCGGGCUCUUUUUGAGAUUGUCCUGAAACGUGGCUGGGCACAGUUGGCUGAAAAGGCUUUGAAUUUAUGCAAGAUGGUGACCAAGAGGAUGUGGAGUGUCCAAACACCUCUUCGUCAGUUCAAUGGAAUCCCAAGUGAUGUAUUAACGAAGUUGGAAAAGAAAGAUUUGGCCUGGGAAAGGUAUUAUGACCUAUCACCACAAGAGAUAAGUGAACUCAUUCGUGCAACCAAGAUGGGAAGGACACUUCAUAAAUUUAUCCACCAAUUUCCAAAACUGAACCUUGCAGCACAUGUGCAGCCAAUUACUCGCACGGUUUUGGGGGUUGAACUCACAAUAACUCCGGAUUUUGCAUGGGAUGACAAUAUCCAUGGAUAUGUUGAGCCAUUCUGGGUGAUUGUGGAGGAUAAUGAUGGUGAAUAUAUUCUUCAUCAUGAGUAUUUUUUGCUGAAAAAGCAAUAUAUUGAUGAGGAUCAUACUCUGAAUUUCACAGUGCCAAUAUACGAGCCUCUUCCUCCUCAAUACUUUAUCUGUGUUGUUUCAGAUAAAUGGCUUGGAUCACAAACUGUUUUACCUGUUUCAUUCAGGCAUCUAAUCUUACCUGAAAAGUAUCCUCCACCAACUGAGCUAUUGGAUCUGCAGCCACUGCCCGUAACUGCCUUACGAAAUCCAUCAUAUGAAGCUCUUUAUCAGGUCUUUAAGCAUUUUAAUCCUGUUCAGACACAAGUCUUCACAGUUCUGUAUAAUUCUGAUGACAAUGUCUUAGUUGCUGCUCCAACAGGGAGUGGUAAGACUAUAUGUGCAGAAUUUGCUAUAUUGAGGAAUCAUCAAAAAGUGCCUGAUAGUGUUAUGCGUGUUGUUUAUAUUGCUCCCAUUGAAGCUCUUGCCAAGGAACGGUAUCGUGACUGGGAGAGGAAAUUUGGUGGUGGUCUUAAAUUAAGGGUAGUUGAAUUGACUGGAGAAACAGCGACAGACUUGAAACUACUUGAGAAGAGUCAGAUUAUUAUUAGCACUCCGGAGAAAUGGGAUGCUCUAUCCCGCCGCUGGAAACAGAGGAAACAAGUUCAACAAGUUAGUCUUUUUAUCAUUGAUGAGCUCCACUUAAUUGGGGGUCAAGGAGGUCCUGUUUUAGAGGUUAUUGUUUCCAGGAUGAGAUAUAUUGCUAGUCAGGUUGAGAACAAAAUUCGUAUUGUGGCUCUGUCAACCUCACUUGCGAAUGCAAAGGAUCUGGGAGAAUGGAUUGGAGCUACCUCCCAUGGCCUUUUCAAUUUCCCCCCUGGUGUUCGUCCUGUGCCUUUGGAAAUACACAUUCAGGGUAUAGAUAUUGCCAAUUUUGAGGCAAGGAUGCAGGCAAUGACAAAACCAACUUACACUGCAAUUGUUCAACAUGCGAAGAAUGGUAAACCUGCUCUUGUGUUUGUACCUACAAGGAAACAUGUUCGGCUGACGGCUGUGGAUCUGAUAACUUACUCAGGUGCUGACAGUGGAGAGAAACCGUUUUUAUUGCGGUCCAUUGAAGAAAUUGAUCCUUUUCUUAACAAGAUUAGUGAUGAAAUGUUGAAAGUCACUUUACGUGAAGGCGUGGGUUACUUGCAUGAGGGCUUGAACAGUCUUGAUCAAGACAUUGUAACACAGCUAUUUGAAGCUGGCUGGAUUCAGGUCUGUGUUUUAAGCAGUUCCAUGUGUUGGGGAUUGGCAUUAUCUGCUCAUUUGGUAGUCGUGAUGGGCACACAAUACUAUGAUGGGCGGGAGAAUGCACAGUCAGAUUACCCUGUUACUGAUCUUCUGCAGAUGAUGGGUCAUGCCAGCCGACCUCUGGUGGAUAAUUCUGGAAAAUGUGUCAUCUUGUGCCAUGCACCUCGUAAGGAGUACUACAAGAAGUUCUUGUAUGAAGCAUUCCCGGUUGAAAGUCAUCUUCAUCACUUCCUACAUGAUAACUUGAAUGCUGAAAUUGUUGCUGGAAUUGUUGAAAACAAGCAAGAUGCUGUAGAUUAUCUUACAUGGACAUUUAUGUACAGGCGGCUAACCCAGAAUCCCAACUACUAUAAUUUACAAGGAGUUAGUCACAGGCAUCUAUCUGAUCACCUCUCAGAGAUGGUGGAGAAUACAUUGAGUGAUUUAGAAGCGAGCAAGUGUGUUGCUAUUGAGGAUGAUAUGGACCUUUCUCCUCUCAAUCUAGGAAUGAUAGCAUCAUAUUAUUACAUCAGUUACACAACGAUUGAAAGGUUUUCAUCAUCUUUGACCUCAAAAACAAAAAUGAAGGGUCUUUUGGAGGUUCUAUCCUCAGCUUCAGAGUAUGCUCAGCUUCCCAUACGACCUGGGGAGGAAGAGGUGGUUCGUAGGUUAAUUAAUCACCAGAGGUUUUCCUUUGAAAAUCCCAAAGUUACAGACCCACAUGUUAAAGCUAAUGCUUUGCUUCAGGCCCAUUUCUCUAGGCAAUCUGUUGGUGGGAACCUUUCAUUGGACCAGAGAGAGGUGCUUCUUUCUUCAAGUAGACUUCUUCAGGCAAUGGUUGAUGUUAUAUCGAGCAGUGGUUGGCUCAGCCUGGCUCUUCUUGCUAUGGAAGUUAGUCAAAUGGUGACACAAGGGAUGUGGGAACGUGACUCAAUGCUACUGCAGCUUCCUCAUUUUACGAAGGAUUUGGCUAAGAGAUGCCAGGAGAACCCCGGGAAGAGUGUUGAAACUGUGUUUGAUUUAUUAGAGAUGGAGGAUGAUGAGAGGCGUGAAUUGUUGGGCAUGUCAGAUUCACAGUUGUUGGAUAUUGCUCGAUUUUGCAACCGUUUUCCUAAUAUUGAUUUGUCAUAUGACGUCCUGGACAGUGACAAUGUGCGGGCUGGGGAGGAUAUCACAAUACAGGUCACUCUUGAGCGGGAUCUCGAGGGUAAGACAGAAGUAGGACCUGUUGAUGCUCCCAGGUAUCCAAAAGCAAAGGAGGAAGGAUGGUGGCUUGUUGUUGGUGAUACCAGAAACAACUUGUUGCUUGCCAUUAAACGUGUUUCCCUGCAACGGAAGUUGAAAGCCAAACUAGAGUUUGCUGCUCCAGCUGAUGCUGGAAAGAAAUCCUACGUGCUUUAUUUCAUGUGUGAUUCAUACAUGGGGUGUGAUCAGGAAUAUGGUUUCACUGUUGAUGUUAAGGAAGCUGAUGAAGAUAGUGGCAAAGAUUGAAAAGUUUCUUGAAGCUGCAAAUGGGAAGGAUAAUACUUAAAUGCUGAAGAUUAUGUCUUGUUGUGGCAAGGAAGUAUGUACAGCAAUAUGAAGUCAGGUAGCAUUAGGAGGUGAUCCCGGAGGUUGCUUACUGAGACGCGGUAGCCGGCGGCGUACUAAUUACUGCAUUGGGAGGUGGAUGGGUUGCUAAUUGGGACACUUGGUCUUUUUUGUUCUUUUGCUUUUGCAUUAACGGUGUCUGAUUAUUCCAUGGCAUUUACCAAAGCCUACUUAUCCAGUUUGACGCCGUCCUGGUGAUGUUGGAGAGAGAACUUGUUAUGCUUAUAGUUUUGGAGACCGGGCUUUAUGGCUCUGUUUUGUAUUGCUGUUUAGUGAAAGUUUAUGCUCUCCCAUUUAAAUUUCAGCUAGUUGAUAUCAGUGGCUAUUCAUGUUUUCUCAACGAUCUUGAUGUGUUAAAUAACUAUCUUUUUAACUCAUUGAAACUUUAGCCACACUACCACUUAUAAAGACGACUUUUUGGAUUUUGUGAA
Lotus japonicus is the source of this 7245-nucleotide messenger RNA. RefSeq names its product DExH-box ATP-dependent RNA helicase DExH12-like. Gene Ontology annotation, molecular function: ATP hydrolysis activity; ATP binding; nucleic acid binding. The transcript is spliced from 5 exons. Bases 158 to 6715 code for a protein of 2185 amino acids. Gene Ontology annotation, cellular component: nucleus. Lineage: Eukaryota; Viridiplantae; Streptophyta; Magnoliopsida; Fabales; Fabaceae. The record is from RefSeq and is a predicted model, not a curated record.